This is a messenger RNA of Topomyia yanbarensis, 1238 nucleotides long. It is a transcript of the gene Tctp, whose product is annotated as translationally-controlled tumor protein homolog. NCBI's taxonomy places the organism in Eukaryota, Metazoa, Arthropoda, Insecta, Diptera, Culicidae. Gene Ontology annotation, cellular component: cytoplasm. Bases 126 to 641 code for a protein of 171 amino acids. The transcript has 3 exons. The record is from RefSeq and is a predicted model, not a curated record. Gene Ontology annotation, molecular function: calcium ion binding.
UUUUAACGCCGUAGGGUUGCCUAUCCUGUGCAAGUGUCGACACAUUCUUUUUCCGGCAAGAUCCUCAGGUGGACGUAUCGUAGUUUUUAUAAUUUUAGCCGUAAAAUUUUCUCCAUCUUCCUAUAAUGAAAAUCUGGAAGGAUAUUUUCACUGGUGACGAGAUGUUCUCGGACACAUACAAGGUGAAACUGGUCGACGAUGUGAUGUACGAGGUGUACGGCAAGCAUGUGUCGCGUGUCCUUGGUGACGUCCAGCUGGAUGGUGCAAAUCCGUCCGCUGAGGAGGCCGAAGAGGGCACAGAUGCUGCCACCGAGUCCGGUGUGGACAUUGUACUGAAUCAUCGGUUGGUAGAAACGGGGUUCGCCGAUAAGAAACAGUUCACCACCUACCUGAAGGAUUACAUGAAGAAACUAGUCGCCCGGCUGGAGGAAAAGAAUCCUAGCGAGGUGGAGGUAUUCAAGACCAAUAUCAACAAAGUGAUGAAGGAUUUGCUUGGUCGCUUCAAGGAUCUGCAGUUUUUCACCGGUGAGUCGAUGGACUGCGAGGGACUGAUUGCCAUGCUCGAGUACCGUGACAUCGAUGGCGAAAGCACGCCGAUUCUGCUUUGCUUUAAGCACGGCCUGGAAGAGGAGAAGUUCUAGACUAGACUGCACGCAAUCAAUCAGAUACUAGGCCCUAUUUUUUCGAUUUGUUUUUUUAUCUCAAUCCCCUGCUUUUUUAUUUAUUUACGGCUACCGCAGAACAACCUUGUUUUAUUGAUUUACCGGCUAAACUUUAUUCAGAAGGGAACCACAAUUCUGUGACGAGUGGCGACGACCUGUCUAUUAUAGUGACAAUACAAUUCCAAUAGAGUGAAGACUUGUUACAAUCUUUCUGGACCAAUCCGUCUGCCGAGUCGUCGUAUUUGCUGAAGCUUUGUGUUUUACUACAAAAUUUUCAUUUGCCACAGAGAAGGAUAGAUAAUCUAACGCAAGCGGAGACUUAGGACAUUUUUACCAUCAAUACUCGUGACAGCGGCAUAUCUUCCAUACAAGCGUUGUAUAGUUAUGUUCGGAAGAUUCAAUCACUUUGUUCAACAAGGGUGACAGUUUGGAAGGUGGAGAAAAGUAGAUUUAUUUGUAACCUAACAAACGGCAAAAAAACGGAUAAACGAUUAUCGAUAAGAAGAAUGUCAAAACAGAAAAAAAAUAAAAUUGUGCGAAACACUCCAGCUCGUUUCGUGGAUGUUGUAAAAGGAA